UGGCUGUUUUAUUAUUAUUUUUUUAAUGUUACCCUUUUGUUUUGAUAUUUCCUUUUUUUCUUUUGCCAUUAUUGACUAUGUGGGUUCUUUGAUUCAAUGAACUGCAUUUUCCCUUUUCUUUAUUUCAGUGAAAUUUUGAGGAUGGAAUUAAUGUAAUGUUUGUUUAGUCUUGUGUUUCUCUUUUUAAUUUCCUUAUGAUGAUUGGUUCCUUAAAAGCAGACACAUAAAAAAUAUUUUGUGGUAACAUCUAAAACGGUUUAGGAACCAGGAAACUCCGUUUUGAGGGAAGUUAGCCCCCAGAAUAUGGGGUGUUAAAUAGUAUAAUACUAGCAUAUCUUAGUUAUGUAUAUGUAAAAAAUCAGCAUUGUGCUUGCUUGGUUUCAACAAUGCUGAGUUAUGAAGGUGAUAAUGAUACCAGGACCUUUGAUUUUGUUCUAUGCCCAUGGCUGUGUUUCCUUAUAAGCUGCUUAUUUGGUAGCAAUUAAUCAUGUUAAAACAAAGUGAUCUCUCUCUCUCUUGCUAUGCAGUUGUAUGUGCACUUUGUCAUACUUGGAUUGGCUGGCAGCUGGCCAAGGAGAACUGAAAGAGGCAGAUACUGCCAGGGCACAAAAUCCUAUAAAUAUGAGUGGUUAUAUUGUUGGUGCGCUUGUCCCUAUUGCUUUUACGCUUCUCCUUCGAAAUUCAAAGAAGGUGAAGAAGAGAGGGGUGCCUGUUGAUGUAGGUGGAGAACCUGGGUAUGCAAUCCGAAACAGUCAGUUUCCAUCCCCUGUUGAAACAGCAUGGGAAGGUAUAUCCACUCUUGCAGAACUUUUUGAGCAGGCAUGUAAGCUACACUACCAUAAACGCUUGCUUGGAACUAGAAAAUUGAUUUCAAGGGAGGUUAAAGUACCUGAAGAUGGAAGAUCCUUUGAGAAGCUUCAUUUGGGAGAAUAUGAAUGGUUGACAUAUGGGAAAGCAUUCGAAGCUGUGUGCAAUUUUGCUUCUGGAAUGGUUCAACUCUGUCAUAGAAAGGAAGAACGUGUGGCAAUCUUUGCUGAUACAAGAGAAGAAUGGUUCAUUGCACUGCAGGCAUGCUUUAGGCGCAAUGUCACUGUGGUGACAAUAUAUGCAUCUUUAGGGGAGGAGGCUUUAUGUCGCUCAUUAAAUGAGACUGAAGUUACAACAGUAAUUUGUGGGAACAAAGAACUAAAAAAGCUUGUCAACAUUAGUGGGCAACUUGACACUGUCAAACGUGUGAUCUGUAUGGACGAUGAGAUUCCAACUAGUGCUAGUGGUAGAUGGACAAUCACUUCUUUUGCUGAUGUCGAGAGAGUUGGCUGUGAAAAUCCUGUUGAUGCUAAUUUACCUCUUUCAGCUGAUGUUGCAGUUAUAAUGUAUACUAGUGGAAGUGCUGGAUUGCCUAAGGGUGUGAUGAUGACACAUGGCAAUGUACUAGCUACUGUUUCUGCAGUCAUGACAAUUGUUCCUGGACUUGGAAGCAAGGAUGUUUAUCUGGCAUAUCUACCCCUUGCUCAUAUUCUUGAAUUAGUGGCUGAGAAUUUAAUUUCUGCUGUUGGAGGUGUCAUAGGAUAUGGUACCCCAUUGACUCUCACAGAUACAUCUAGCAAAAUAAAAGCAGGAACGAAGGGGGAUGCCACUGUGUUAAGUCCAACUGUGAUGACGGCUGUCCCAGCAAUUCUUGAUCGUGUUCGAGAUGGAGUGCGAAAGAAGGUAGAUGCAAAGGGUGGACUAUCCAAGAAAUUGUUUGACUUGGCUUAUUCCCGUAGAUUAUCUGCAAUAAAUGGUUGCUGGUUUGGUGCCUGGGGCCUGGAAAAGUUUCUAUGGGACUUUUUUGUCUUUAAAAAGGUUCGAGCAAUUCUAGGUGGUCACAUUCGAUUUUUGCUAUCUGGUGGUGCUCCUCUAUCUGCAGAUACGCAGAGAUUUAUCAGCAUCUGCCUUGGUGCUCCAAUUGGCCAAGGUUAUGGUCUAACUGAGACUUGUGCUGGUGCCACCUUCUCUGAGGUUGAUGAUACAUCCGUUGGUCGUGUUGGUUCUUCACUUCCUUGUUCCUUUAUUAAGUUAAUAGAUUGGCCUGAAGGUGGAUAUUUAACUAGUGAUUCACCAAUGCCUCGUGGAGAAAUAGUGGUCGGUGGUCCGAGUGUAACACUUGGAUACUUCAAAAAUGAAGAAAAAACAAAAGAAGUGUACAAGGUUGAUGAGAGAAUAAUGAGGUGGUUCUAUACGGGUGACAUAGGACAGUUUCAUGCUGAUGGUUGCCUUGAGAUAAUUGACCGUAAAAAGGACAUAGUCAAACUUCAGCAUGGGGAAUAUGUCUCUUUAGGAAAGGUUGAGGCUGCUCUCAGCAUCAGUCCCUAUGUCGACAAUAUUAUGUUGCAUGCUGAUCCAUUCCAUAGUUACUGUGUAGCUCUUGUGGUGGCUUCCCAGCAUGCAGUGGAAGAUUGGGCUUCAAAGCAAGGAGUUGCUUUUACUAAUUUUGCAGACUUAAGUGAGAAAGAAGAAACUAUCAAGGAAGUAUAUUCGUCUCUUGGUCAGAUUGCCAAGAAGUCACGAUUUGAGAAGUUUGAGAUUCCAGCAAAAAUCAAAUUGCUUUCUACUCCAUGGACUCCAGAAUCUGGCCUUGUCACUGCAGCACUCAAGAUCAAGAGAGAGGCCAUUAGAAAAGCUUUCUCUGAUGACCUGGCUGAGUUAUAUACAUCAUAGUUCAACAGGACUUGAUGCUUUUACUGGUGACUUUGCCAAUCUUCAAGAAUGGAAGACUAGUUUCUGAUGAUAUGAUCAAACCUAGAUUUAAACUGUGAGCUUAAGGUAAGGUUCUCAUUUCAAGUUUAGAUUCAAAGUCUAGGUGAAUAAAUGGAUAGAAGAAAUUGUUUUUCAUUGCAUAAACGAUGAAAGGAACACGAUACCAUUGCAAGGAAAGUUUUAGUUUUACUCUUUUAUUUGAAUUGAAUUCCGAUGUUGUAGGGGUACAUUAAGAGAUUUAGUCAUCUAAAUUAUGAAGUUCUUCUAGUUGAUGAUAUAACUGAAAUUGUAAUCAUGUCAUGUAAUAAUGAAGAAUAGAUUUUGCUUAGUUUAGGAGGAAAGGGAAACAGAGUAACGAGGAGCAAUGAGUUUGGUUUGUGGCUUUGUACAAUACAACUAAUUGAGACACCCGAAAAUGCACCGUACAUGAUUAAUCUGUUUCAUCUAUUUGACUUACUAAUGCAGUGGCAUAAGCAAGGAAAUGCAUAUUUGAAUCCGUUGACAUAUCAUUAGAGUUCGCGUUAGGAGAUUGUGGUUUCUAAGCCAAGUAUUAGAGCAAGGGGAUUCAAGGAGAUAAGAAUUUUCCAAAAAAAAAAAAAGAAAAAGUGUUUGGAGCAGCCUACAAAAAGUAGCACAUUAGAGUGGGGAAAGGAGACCCACAAUCCCAGAGCCAAAAUUUGGUCCCAUGAUGAUGAUGAUGAUGUGAAACUUUGACUCCAAGCCAACCGAAAAUGGAAACAGCCCCUUCUUCUCCCCAUGUGAAUGCUACAUUGAUUGUUUCCCUUCACUUUUUUAAGUCAAGCCUUUCAGGAUGUGUUUCAUGGACACUGCAAAGUUCAAAGCAUCCCCUUCCUUUCUUUAUCUUAUAUUCAUUUCCCUUUACACACGUACAUAUGCAAGAGCACAAAAAAUAUAUGUUCAUCAAGGAAUGCUUGCA
Molecule: messenger RNA, 3676 nt
Organism: Durio zibethinus
Lineage: Eukaryota; Viridiplantae; Streptophyta; Magnoliopsida; Malvales; Malvaceae
Source: RefSeq, a predicted model, not a curated record